CAUUUUCUCGACCAUAUUCCGCUGCGGAAAGAGCUAUGUAAGCACUUUCCAAAUGUUCCUCGCAUGUUCUGGUCAAAGACAUGUGUCCAACACAACGGCUUCUUCGGGUCAAAAACAUCGGCACACACUUCAAACGCAGAGAUCCCACCUUCCGAAGCUGCUGGCUUUAGAGUGGAAACUUGGUUUCGCAUGAUUGUCAAGUCGAUAAAGGCGACACCGAAGAAUGUCGACUUUACGCAGUAUCAAUGGUAUGAGAUGUCUUUCAUAUCUACCUUGAGCGAUGAUCGAAACAUCAUGUUAUGUCUUGAUACGCCUGGAUCUUUGGCUUGGAAUAUGCUCAAUGUGCUCUCGGAUGGCGAGAACAAGGAUAUCGCUACUGGACCGUAUGGCUUGCACCAACUGCUGCUCGAACAACUGAUGGUUAUGUACGACGAAAGCGUCUGGGACAUUGCAAGGAUCAUGCGAAACAACGAGAAGAGCAAAGGGCCUAUGGGAAACACAGAUUUGCACUAUUUCAUCAAGCUCUACGAAGACUCCAGACAUACCGUUCACUCGAUCGAAGCAACACAAGAAGCAACCAAAGUGAUCGAGUGUAUCGCUCAGCAAUGUCAGCUCUUGGCUCUACGACCAUCUGCACAUCAAGAACUUCUCUCAUCACGAGCCGACAUGCUAAAGUUUCACCACACCAUGAUGCAAGGAUUUCUCGCUAGAGCAGUGUCGAACGACAGACGCAUGGGCAACGAGCAGAACCUGACAAACGUCGACAUCGCAAUGUCCACAAAAGACGACGGCGCAGCCAUGAAGACAAUCGCCAUAGUAACAAUGGUAUUUCUUCCCGCCACUUUCGUGUCCGCAUUGCUGGGCAUGAACUUCUUCAACUUCAACCCAGACGAGCAUGGAGGACACAUGACAUAUUCCCACGACUUGUGGAUUUACUUUGUCAUUUCCAUCGUCUUGACAUUGAGCUUGUUUGCGCUGUGGUGGGUCUGGCAGAGGUAUAGGCAAAAGAUGUUGGCGAGUUCGAGGUUGGAGCAGAAUAAUGCGAUGGAGAAUGCUUAUGCCGUCUUGCAAAAGACUUGA
Molecule: messenger RNA, 1080 nt
Organism: Aureobasidium uvarum
Lineage: Eukaryota; Fungi; Ascomycota; Dothideomycetes; Dothideales; Saccotheciaceae
Source: the annotation of a GenBank genome assembly